ACGGUCCACCUCGCUUCUUUCCCUCUGGAAGUUUCGCGCAGCGACCUCUGCUCUGGUCUUCUUCCUCCUCCCAACCUUCGAACGAACAGCCGAGAAAAAGGAAGCGGAGCAGCCGACGCGAGACCAGGACCAGGGCGAUAGGUAAUCGAGUUCUCGGAUCGGUCGACGCGACGAGAUGUCUUCGCCAGCCGAGUACUACAAUUCACUUCCACCUAUAAGCAAGGCAUAUGGGACAUUGUGUUUCUUUACCACCGUCCUGUUUCAUCUCCACAUACUGAACCCAGAAUUUAUUUACUUGUAUUACCCCUUUGUGUUCAAGAAGUUUGAGAUAUGGAGGUUAUUUACAAAUUUCUUUUUUCUGGGCCCGUUUUCCAUCAACUUUGGUAUUCGUUUUCUGAUGAUAGCAAGGUAUGGUGUGCAGUUGGAAAAGGGGGCGUUCGAAAAGCGCACUGCUGAUUUCUUGUGGAUGAUGAUAUUUGGUGCCAUCUCACUACUGGUACUGUCAGCUAUUCCCCUAUUUAAGCUUCCGUUCUUGGGAAUACCUAUGGUCAGCAUGCUUCUAUAUGUCUGGAGCCGAGAGUAUCCAAAUGCUCAGAUAAAUAUGUAUGGUCUCGUCCAAUUGAGGUCUUUUUAUCUUCCAUGGGCUAUGCUUGGAUUGGAUGUGAUAUUUGGCUCACCAUUACUGCCUGGCUUUAUGGGUAUCAUAGUUGGACAUCUAUACUACUUCCUUGCAGUUUUGCACCCGCUAGCCACCGGAAAGAAUUACCUGAAGACUCCGAAAUGGGUACACAGCAUCGUUGCUCGAUUCAGAAUAGGUGUGCAGGCAAACGCUCCGGUCCGACCAGCAGCCAACGCUGGUACCGGUGCCUUCAGAGGAAGAAGCUAUAGACUCAAUCAAUAGAUUGACCUGGAUAGCGCGUCGUAUAAUGUGAUGUGAUGCUGUUGGGACUGCAAUGUAGAAGCAGAGCUCCCAGCUCGGGACUGUCAACAAGUUUUAAGGGUUGCUCACUUAGGGGCUCUAGAAAAAUCUGGGCUUGUUACACUUGCACGGAAUGGAGAAUCUUUCGAGUGCUGAUUUAGUUCCUGAAAAUUAUCCGCUUCCAUGUUCUACACAUAGAAUUAACUGUGCACUCGCCUGGUUUUUGUUGGAGAAUACUACUACAUCUAUUUGGGCCGAGCUGUCUUGUUCUGUCGCCCACCCGGGCCAAGAAAUAUGAGGCUGCUUAGGCCCAUGUCUGUGUAUUCCCGUCGGGCGUGAUGGAACUUGUGCUGACAACUUGUUACGUGGAUUUUAUUGUCUCCUCGGUUC
Messenger RNA from Panicum virgatum (switchgrass), 1309 nucleotides. Its product is annotated as derlin-1. Gene Ontology annotation, molecular function: ubiquitin-specific protease binding; misfolded protein binding. The coding region runs from base 176 to 901 and encodes 241 amino acids. The record is from RefSeq and is a predicted model, not a curated record. The transcript is spliced from 7 exons. NCBI's taxonomy places the organism in Eukaryota, Viridiplantae, Streptophyta, Magnoliopsida, Poales, Poaceae. Gene Ontology annotation, cellular component: endoplasmic reticulum membrane; Hrd1p ubiquitin ligase ERAD-L complex. Gene Ontology annotation, biological process: endoplasmic reticulum unfolded protein response.